AUGACAUGGGCCGUCGCAAGUGUGACUGAUGAGAGACCAACGGUGAACGACUUGCGCGCAACUAUGGUCAAGCACUCGGUGGAGGCGAAGGCACCAAGAAACGACCCAGGUCAGGUCAAGGUGAACAAGCUAAUCGGAUUCUCCAAGAAAGAAGGGAUUCUAGCAAUGCGAGAAGAUACUGCCAUAUCGAUCAUACUGUCCAGCACAUGCCGACCUCAACAAGCCCGAGCUGGUGCCUUUUAUGCAAGUCAAGAGUUCCAAAUCACCUGGCUGGCCCGAUUAAUCGAUGUUGUGGUGGGGAUGUUCAUCCAAUCUAUUCUGUUCUACAGUCACAUCCUGCGGCUGCUCGCAUCUAAUGACGACUUCCCGGACUAUGCAAUAGGCAACGGCAAGGAUCACGGUGUGGCUGACACCUGA
This is a messenger RNA of Suillus fuscotomentosus, 417 nucleotides long. RefSeq lists its product as uncharacterized. The transcript is spliced from 6 exons. NCBI's taxonomy places the organism in Eukaryota, Fungi, Basidiomycota, Agaricomycetes, Boletales, Suillaceae. The record is from RefSeq and is a predicted model, not a curated record. Bases 1 to 417 code for a protein of 138 amino acids.